Marchantia polymorpha subsp. ruderalis is the source of this 4620-nucleotide messenger RNA. NCBI's taxonomy places the organism in Eukaryota, Viridiplantae, Streptophyta, Marchantiopsida, Marchantiales, Marchantiaceae. The record is from the annotation of a GenBank genome assembly.
UCUCCUGUCGCUGUCAGCUGGGAUCGCGAAGUCUGAUGCAUUGAUUCUGCGAUUAUGCUCCUGCGGAUUCAGUUUGCCUGCCUCUGCUGCCCGACUGCCAGUUCGCAUCGAGGGCGGGGGAAGGCUUAGAAGAGAAGUGAAGGGAAGGGAAGAGAAGGGAUCUGGCCAGAGGCGAGCACCAACUGCUGCCGUUGCUCGUUGCCGCGGAAGCGAGAAAGAAACAGUGGAAUGCGAAGACCUAUCGAGAGGCGAGUAAAGAAAGAAGCGAAAAGGUGGGGCAGGAGGAGGAGGAGGAUGGUUGUCUGUUUGUCGACUCCUGUGCCGGAGAACGGACUGCGUUCGGGCGAGUUCUUGACGAGAUUGAUGGAGUUUUGAACGAAGCGCGGAUUAUGAUAUUCUUUCUUUGCCGGAGGGCCGAUUGUUUCUGCAGAGCGUGCGCGGUUGAGCCCUUCUUCAUGCGCUGCGUGUUCGAUGAGCCUCGCAGUGUCGAGGAGUGAGUGGUGAGUGCGGGGAGGGAGAGAGGCUGGGAUGGCGAGAAAGGCCGGUAUGAAGGAAGAGGAGGAGGAGGAGAAGGGAGCAUAGGCGUGGCAAUUGGGGGAAUUCCAGGCGAGCGAUGGAUUGGAAGGAGUGAAGCUUAUCUUGUUAUCUUGGAGGACUCGUGUUCUGACUUGCACGCCUUGUGAAGCGCUGACAUGGACUGGAGGACGCUGGGCUGGAGGUGGUGAGCGUAGGAACUGAAAGAACGUGCUGAGCGAAUCGGAAUUGGUCGCGGUGGGAGUGUUGCGGAGGGGACGACAGGGGCCGAGGGCAUGGACCGGGGGGUGCUGGGAUCAGCGCCAGCCCUGGAUGGAAACAAAAGGAAAAGAGCUGAUGCCAAGGCAGCCUACAUCACGAGUAUGAUGCAAGGAAAUCCGAAGCUGCUUCUCUCGGAAUCGCCGCUAUUUGAUGGGCUCACUCAACACCAGCUUCCGUUCAAUGUCACUGUGAUUGGAGCGCCUCCAGAUGUGCAGUAUCAAGCACGCAUUGUCCUACGCUUUGCGGACAACUCAGAAACAUGGGGAGUAGGAGUGGCCCGUACGAAGAAGGAGUCUGAACGCGUUGCUGCAGUGGAUGCAUGCAGAAUUUUACAUGAGAAAGGGCUUUUAUUGAGUACAACGAAAAAUGGAGGAAGUAGCUCUGGCUGGGGAGACAACCCCAAAAAUACCCUCGUCACUAGUGUGGCAUUUCGUGAUGUGUGCUGUGGAGGCAACGCACGAGCUUUGCCGAUUACUGUACGCUCCUCUGGUCCAGAUCAUGCCAAGGUAUUUGUCGCCGAGUUGGCUGUUCCACUUCGUUCCCGGAAUGAAGUUUACGUGGCAGUCGGACAGGGACGGAAUAAAUCCGAGGCAGAGCGUGCUUGUUGCACAGCAGCAUGUGAAAAACUGCAUCACGAGGGGCUUUUGAACAAACCCAAUUCACAGAGUCCUGUUCCAACAGUUCCGGCUGCUAAACCGACCUCAACUAAAGCUGUUCAAAUCCAACAGCAAAAUGAGCAGCCGGCAAUUGUUGGGCUACGAGAUGAGGAGCUUGCGAUGAUGGAAGAUGCAUUGCAACGUCUACAUGCGGAGCUACAAAAUUCUGUUCCUCUGAUGUGGCCGUCAGAGCCUGUAUCUAUCUCCAGUAAUGGAGUCCACCAUCAGCAUCAAAUGUUCGAUGGUCCCGCUAGCUCAGUCAGCAGGGAACAGUUGGCCACAGAGAAUGCUAUGAUGAGGUUGGAGGCCAGGAAAAGGAUCUCCUCCUCUGAGUUUGUUGAGCAGAGAAGGGCCAGACAGGCUUUACCUUCGUGGAUGGAGAGACAGAAAAUUGUUGAUGCCAUUUCCGGCAAUCGCGUUAUCGUCCUGACUGGGGAGACUGGAUGUGGGAAGACCACUCAGGUUCCUCAGUUCGUUCUCGAGGAUGCUGAAAUGCAAGGUAUGGGUGCUGAAGUGCACAUCGUGGUGACGCAGCCAAGGAGGAUAGCUGCAAUCAGUGUUGCUGAGCGUGUGGCGUGGGAAAGGGGUGAGGCUGUUGGCAAGAGUGUCGGAUAUGUCAUAAGACUGGAGAGUGCUCCUCCCAGAGUCCGCGGAAGCAUUCUCUAUUGUACAACUGGUAUUCUACUGCGGAGAUUACAGAAAGCUGAUGGAAUGGCAGGAGUGAGCCAUGUGAUGAUUGAUGAAGUACAUGAGCGCGAUAUGGACACUGAUUUUCUCCUUGUAGUAGUCCGUGAACUUUUGGGACAUCAUCCCUCUUUGCGAGUUGUCGUAAUGAGUGCAACCCUGGAUGCAUCUGUCUUCACGAGGUACUUUGGAUGCUGCCCUUUAGUGAACGUCCCGGGAAUGACACACCCAGUGAAGGUUUUUUUCAUGGAAGACCUUCCUCAGUUGAUGGGCCAGAAUAGUCUCGUCGCUGCAAGGCUGAAUAUGGCACGGAUGGGCAUGUCCGAUGAAGAAGACGUUGAUUGUGAACUUGUAGCUUCAGUCGUUUUAUUUGUGGCUCAAUAUUAUUCACAAGGAGAGGGCGCAAUUUUGUGCUUCUUGCCCGGUUGGGACACAAUCGCAAUUGUUCGGGAGAAGCUUCUGAAGACACCACUAAGCAGGGGUCUGAUGUUGGUUCCCUUGCACUCUCAACUCCCAGCUGGGGAGCAACGUGCUGCUUUUACUCGGCCACCACCGGGAAUUCGCAAGGUGGUACUUGCCACCAAUAUUGCAGAGACGAGUGUUACAAUCGAUGAUGUAGUCUACGUGGUAGACUGCGGCAAGAUCAAGGAGAAACAGUUCGAUGCAUCACGGAAUAUGACAACGAUGCGCGUGCAGUGGACUUCACAAGCCAGUUCAAGGCAGCGACAAGGUCGAGCAGGGCGAGUCCAACCUGGAGUCUGUUAUCGACUGUACACUCGGGGGACCUACCAAUCCAUGCUGGAGCACCAGAUACCGGAGAUGCAGAGGGUUCCGCUAGAAGAAUUGUGCUUGCAGAUCAAAGCGAUAGCAACACCUAGUGCGGUGGCUGGUAAUGCUUUGGGAGGCACGGAUCAUGCUCUUUACCAUAAGGAGAUGGACUUUGCCAGCACUGGCAUGAGUGAUAUUGCCACUUUUCUUUCUAAGGCUAUGCAGCCGCCUAAAGGCACUGCAGUUCAUGCUGCUAUUAAGGUACUACAACAACUUGGCGCCAUCGACCAAUUCCAGAACUUGACAAAUCUUGGCAAGACAUUGGCAAAGUUGGCGGUGCACCCUCGAUUUGGUAAAAUGCUUGUUUAUGGAGCACUUCUGGGCUGUCUGGACCCUCUACUCACAAUUGCAGCUGCAGCGUGCUUCAGAGAUCCCUUCAUUGCACCCGUAUCUAGGAGAGAAGAGGCUGAUAAGAUGCGUGAGAGCUUUGCCAUCGGUCCUGCUUAUGGAAGUGACCAACUUGUAUUAGUCGCUGCCUUUAACCAAUGGCUGGCGGCCAAUGCCGUGGGCCAAGGCCAUCCAUUUUGCGAUGCUCAUUUCCUAGCUCCUAUGACAAUGAGGUUGAUAGCAGGCAUGAGGAAGCAAUUUGAGCGAACGUUAUCAGAAGCAGGUCUCUUUGAGCCGUGGGUAAGAAUCAGCAGUCCAGAUGUUGGUGCACAUGUAGCGAGAUCUCUCCUCGCAGCCGGGCUGUAUCCAAACGUUGCUCGGUCAGAAUUGUGUAGAGAGUCCCGAGGGAUGAAGAACGCAACCAAGCACGCCUACCGGUGGCGCUUGGGUUUUCGGGUUCAAAAUGGACGAGUAUUUAUCCAUCCUACCUCCGUGGUGUCAGAGAAACAGUUAAAUCCGAAUCUGCACUACUAUCUCGUGUUCCAGGAAAAGAUGCAGACAAGUCAGGUUUUCGUCAGGGGAUGCACACUUCUUCCUCCCUUGGCUGUGGUUCUUCUAGGUUGGAAUGUACUUGUCUGUAAUGAUCCGGGCCCACCUGUUCUAAAUGGAGAUUGGAUGCUCUUGGAGGUAGAAGGGUGGCUAAGGUUUCACAUUGACAAGAAGGCUGGGCUCCUCUUGCUGCAGCUGAGGCAUGCUUUCGAUGCAGUUUUGGCUCGAUGGGUUAGUGGUAGUACGCGCACCGAAGCGGAGCGUUGUGUUGUGGAGUGUGUGGUAAAUUUACUGGAGGCAACCUGCCAUGACAUGCUCGUGUGUUCCAAUUGAGGGUUUGCGCCUCACACAACUGCGUCAAUCUUUACUCCUCGGUCUCAUUGCUACACUCGAGAGUAGUAUGUAUGAGUAUAUUAUUAAUUUUAGUAGCUGUGUCACAUUUUGUAGAUAAAGGCACAUUGCCAAAUAUUCUGGUGAUAUAAACUUCAGUAUCCGCUAUAUAGUUACUUAGCGAGUUAGUUUGUAGUGUUUUAGGUGGACGAACAGACAAACACAGUUCAUCAAUGUCCCCGUUGAGGAUGAAUAGGAUUCGAUCAUAGACAGCUUCAGUUUUUUCCAGUCCAGGGACGUAGAUGCGGCAGUACCAGAGAUGGCAUCCAUCAUACAAAGAGCUGAUGGAGCUGAGAACGUUGUUUCAAAGGGAAGGUAUUUAUAAAUCUGGAAACUGCCUAGACAUUUUGUACAUGAGCGGUAACCAUCUUGUUGACCUCAAAAGACAGGG